Clunio marinus is the source of this 1188-nucleotide messenger RNA. The record is from the annotation of a GenBank genome assembly. NCBI's taxonomy places the organism in Eukaryota, Metazoa, Arthropoda, Insecta, Diptera, Chironomidae.
AUGAUAAACUUACCAAAAACAUCAAGAUUUAUUGUAGAGUUUGAUUCAACAUUAGAUUUAUUUCGAAAAACUGUGAAGACAGCAAAUAUUGCAUUAUGGGCAUCUGGUGCAAAUAUUUUUAAAGAAAAUCACACUUUCUUAACUUUACAAUUGUUUUGUACAGUGAGUUAUAUUAUAGCAACAAUGGCCAUCAUCUUCUAUAAUUUAUAUUUGUUCCACGAUGAUUUCAUUCGUUGUUGCUUUAUGUUGACGAUAUUUUUUAUUGCCAUCCAAGGAUUCACCAAGGUCUACACACUUUUUCGCUACAAAAUUGGCAUCCUUGCAAUGGUUGCACGAUGUGAAACAAUUAUGAUGAAGUAUAAUUACCCGAAAGUGAAUGAAAUCUUCGAAAAAUGGAUGCUAAUUACGUGGUACUUGUUUGUGUUGCUAGCAGUUACCUUUUGCACUGCUGGCGUUUUAGCUGCAAUUUAUCCAAUCAUUGUGUACCUUAUAACUGGAACAAAGUUUCUCCAUUUUGGUUAUCAACUUCCUUGGUUACAAUGGGAUGGACGAUAUGGCUAUCUUUGUAAUUUCGUAUUUUGUUGCAUUGCGACUUUUUUAUAUGCAUUGCCAUUAAGUGCAACAGUCUGCAUUUACCUUUUAUUCGUUUUAAUCGUGCUAGCACAGUACGACAUGCUUGAAGUUUUUAUUGAAGAAUUAGAUGAAAGUAUUGUUUCAAAUGACAAUGGAAGGAACGCUAAAUUAAUUAAAAGUCAAAUAAAAAGGAUCGCUGAAAAUUACAUAGAAAUUUGCGAUUUUGUGAAGGCAUAUAAUAAUACUUAUCAACUAGUCAUUUUCGUUGAAGUUGGAUGUUUGAUUGGAGAAAGUACAAUUUGUUUGUAUGCUAAUGCUACGGAUAUAUUCUUUCCGGGCAUUCUCAUUAUAUUUACCUGCGCUUUCCAAAUUUUUCUACCCUGCGUUUUGGGAACAAUUUUAAUUAUAGCAGGAGACAACUUCUACGACAACCUGUGCAAAAUACAUUGGAACUUGCUGUCAAUACCUGAUCAACAUUCAUUCAUACUUCUUCUGAUAUCUUCAAAGACAUCUGAAGUUAUAACAAUUCAAAUGAAUGUUUUGCAUCUUGAAACCUUCGUUGCGAUUUACAAAUCAAUUUAUUCUUAUUUCACUCUUUUAAUGAGUAUGGAAUAA